CACAAACAACACAUCUUAGUUUACAAACAGCUGAUUCGUAAAAUUUUUAUUUAAUAAUAUUUUGUGCGCAUAUAUUUUCCAACCAAAUUGCACAGAAAGUGUAAAUUUUUAAAAUGACUUUAGAUGCACAUAAAGGAGAAGAUAAAUUGUUGACCACUAUUCAACAGGAAUAUAAAAUACUGGCAGAGUACAAAAUGAUUGAAUCCGAAAAAAUAGGCGGGGUCUAUGUUAUACCGUCAUAUGGAAACUCGCUUUUAUGGUUUGGUGUCAUAUUUGUGCGACAAGGAUUUUACGUUGAUGCAGUUUUUCGUUUUACAAUACUAUUGCCUGAUAAAUUUCCCGACGAUAAGACAUUGCCUACCGUUAUCUUCCAAAAUGAAAUCAUACACCCACUCAUUUGCCCUUAUACCGGUUCUUUGGAUAUUUCAUGCGCUUUUCCUUAUUGGCGUACUGGCGAAGACCACAUUUGGCAGUUACUGAAGUAUAUACAAGCGAUAUUUAACGAUCCCAUUGAGUGCACACGCCUUGCCGCUACUGGUGCCAAAUAUAACAAUGCCGAGGCAGCAGAAUUACUUUCACAGAAUCGUGCUGAAUUCAUAGCGCGAGCUAAAGACUGUGCUGGGUCCAGUAAAGAACGUAUUUAUGAUGAACCACCCACUGAGGAUCCACAUUAUAUAGUGUUUGAAAAAUUCGACACAGAUAUUCAUGGACCAAUAAAGGAGCGCAUAUGUUCGGGCAAAGAUCUACCAGAAAGCCCCACUGUGCCAUCAAAUGGGCUUUCAUGGGUAAAGGAAGGUGAAUUCAAACCGCUAAGCGUUGAGUAAUAAAAUUUAGCGUUGUAGUAUUUAGUUAUUAAAAUGUUAAGUAUUAAUUAAAUUGUAUAAUCAGUAGUUAGCAAUAAUUUCUAGUUAUUUACAAAAACAAUAAAAAAUAGUUCUAAACUUUAACAAUA
Zeugodacus cucurbitae (melon fly) is the source of this 952-nucleotide messenger RNA. RefSeq names its product protein crossbronx (gene peo). The transcript is spliced from 4 exons. The record is from RefSeq and is a predicted model, not a curated record. Bases 114 to 824 code for a protein of 236 amino acids. NCBI's taxonomy places the organism in Eukaryota, Metazoa, Arthropoda, Insecta, Diptera, Tephritidae.